Messenger RNA from Bipolaris oryzae ATCC 44560, 210 nucleotides. RefSeq lists its product as uncharacterized. The transcript has a single exon. NCBI's taxonomy places the organism in Eukaryota, Fungi, Ascomycota, Dothideomycetes, Pleosporales, Pleosporaceae. Bases 1 to 210 code for a protein of 69 amino acids. The record is from RefSeq and is a predicted model, not a curated record.
AUGGAAAGAUUCAGCAGUCAUAUCAGACAGAUUGCCUUCCACUUAAUACCAUCUGCGGACUUUUGUAGUGGAUCCUUUUAUGUAUCUUUUCCACCGUGCUUCUUGAGUAGUUAUGGCGUAGAUUCCGACCUUUUACGAAUUUAUGCUCGGGGUUUUCCUUACAUACCAUCGCGAAUCAAGGUCUUUUACUUGAAUUACUAUACGCUCUAG